AUGCUGAGCCCGCUUUUCGAAGCCGCCCCACCGGCUCGCCUCACACUCUGGCUCCCACACUCUCAUUCGCAAAGCAGCCGCCUCCUCCGCAAGCCCCCAGCCACGCUUCGCCUCCCUGUCAUGUCGACCGCCAGCCCCUACCAGUACCACCUUGACGACGAGAGCCUCUUCGCUAUGGACACGGUGCUAAAAGUAACCAGCGAACAGGCGCUCUGCGUCGAGUGGUGCAUAGUGGUGGGCCUAAUCGACAGGGAGAAGUGCUGCCCCAAGUGCCAGCUCCUCAUGCGCCGAGCGCCAACGCGGAAGCGCUGGCGAUGCUGCCGGCGCACACAGCAUGCCGAUGGCAAGGAGGCCAGCCGCGGCUUGCUCACGGACUCGUUCUUUAACGAGAGCAAGCUGCAGCUGUGCAGUACUGUGCGCCUCCUCCUUGGCUGGGCCAUGCGGCUCCCGCAAGAGCAAGCGGCUGAGUGGGCGGAGCUGCUUCGAUCCGAGUUUAAGAUCGGCGGAGAUGGCAUGGUCGUCGAAAUUGAUGAAACGAGUCUGUCAAAGAAGCGGAAGUACAACCAAGGUCGCCAUUACGAAGAGUUCUGGCUCUUCGGUGGUGUAGAUCGGGGCACGGGGCGCUGGUUUGGACGGGUCGUGCGCACCAAAGCCAUGUUGCUUCCUAUUAUUAAACGGUUCAUCGAACAUCGCACGCACAUAAUGUCGGACAUGUUCGCAACAUACGUGUGCGAGCGAGGCAACAAGCAGCACACGCUGGAGAACAACAGGACGCUGCUGAGCAUGCGCUACUCGCACUCAUGGGUGAAUCACAGCCUAAACUUUGUCGAUCCUGUCUAUGGGCCUAUGGGAAACGAGGAUCAAACGGCACAUCAAGUCGAUGAGAGGGAUGAGCAAUGA
Molecule: messenger RNA, 900 nt
Organism: Phytophthora sojae
Lineage: Eukaryota; Oomycota; Peronosporomycetes; Peronosporales; Peronosporaceae
Exons: 5
Coding region: 1-900 (299 amino acids)
Source: RefSeq, a predicted model, not a curated record